Aspergillus tanneri is the source of this 1719-nucleotide messenger RNA. Its product is annotated as Zn(II)2Cys6 transcription factor. The record is from RefSeq and is a predicted model, not a curated record. The coding region runs from base 1 to 1719 and encodes 572 amino acids. The transcript has a single exon. Gene Ontology annotation, biological process: DNA-templated transcription; regulation of DNA-templated transcription. Gene Ontology annotation, molecular function: DNA binding; DNA-binding transcription factor activity, RNA polymerase II-specific; zinc ion binding. NCBI's taxonomy places the organism in Eukaryota, Fungi, Ascomycota, Eurotiomycetes, Eurotiales, Aspergillaceae.
AUGAACGAGCCAUUCAUUCCCCCCCAAAACCCAGCCGUCUCUAAAGCUUCAGGGCCUUCACUUUUGGCGUGCCUUCUCUGCCGACACAAGCACCUUAAGUGUGAUGGGAAAACUCCCGUCUGUGGGCGCUGCGCGGCCACGGGCUCUGAAUGCCAAUACACCCCUUCGCGCCGAGGUUACAAAGGCCCCUCGAAGAAGCGCCGAGCCAAUCCAUCUUCUCCCGAUCAGUUAGCCGCAGACCUGUCGACUUCCUUUGAUCCCCAAUCUGUUGGGCUGGUCAAUGUUCCAACUGACUGGAGCCUCCCGGCCAACUUACAAUAUAUACCUCCUCCCUCAACCCUGUCGUCUGGAUAUUCGGGAAGUCCCGGUUUGACGGACACCUCCGGCUCUUCGCAACAGGCCCGAUUUAACAAUGAUCCUCUAACACCUGAUUCUUCGUCCUCCAUCAUUCCUGGGGAUGGCUACCUCAUCGAUAUUUAUUACACCUACUUCCAUCCAUCGCAUCCAAUUCUACCACCACAUCGUCUUUUAUACCGGUCUUACGUCCCUCCCUUCCUUGAACAUGUUAUCAAGUUCAUCGGAUCUCACUUUACCCCAGCCGCUUCCAGUGAGCCAUACCGACCGACCGUGAAAUCGUCCGCCAUGGAACAAGAAGGCACUGUAGAAAAGCUGCAGGCACUCGUACUAUUGGCUAUCGUGCUCCAUUCACGCAAUGAACGGUCAGAGGCGGGAGAAUGUCUCGCCAUGGCCGUUAACUUGGCCUUUGAUCUGGGAUUGCACACUGAGUCCUACGCUACCAGAAUGGGUGAAGGAGAUGCAGUGCGAGAGGAGAGUCUGAGGCGUACCUGGUGGGAGUUGUUCAUUAUCGAAGGCAUGCUAACCGCACUUGGUGUCCAACAAACCUUCCGCACUAGCUUAGUGCCACCUGAGGUGCCGCUUCCCUGCGAGGAGAGGAUCUACCAGGAUGGGUUGGCCCCGCCUGUCCCUCCAACAAUUGCGCAGUUCGAUGACCGGGUGUUCGCGGACGAGGAGCGAGACUUCUCGUCGUUCACUUAUCGAGUGGAAGCUGUCCGCAUUCUCGGACGUGUUGUAGCUAUUCAGGACAUGGUCGAGGGCCAGCAAGAUCACGUCGAGGCCAUUGACGCGCGGAUCACCAGCUGGUUCCACCACCUCCCAGAAUCCAAAGCCGAAUUAUUACGUCCAGACGGCUCAGUGGAUGAGAUGAUGUUCCAGGCGACGAUGAUCGUCAAUGGCGCAGCCAUCUACCUCCACUUCCCGCGCUCCGAUCUGCUAUCAUCGCCUGCAGUGGCUGCCGAAGUCAUCUGUGGCCAUCACGGGCCCUGCAGUAUUCCCGCAUUCUCGCACCAUGCCCAUGCUAUGAAGGCUGUCAAAGCCUCCAGCGAGAUCUCAUCGCUAGCAUCCAUCCGGAUGCCCGUCGUGAAGCACACUCCAUUUUUCAUCUGUGCCCUAGUCAUGAGCUCAAUCGUGCAGCUGGCUGCCUGCUCCGUUAAAGCCGGACAGAUGCCCGAUCCCAGUCGGGAUCGACUCACUCUGACCAUAGGCGUAUUCAAGUCGCUAGCCCGUACCUGGGCCAUUUCCCAGACAAUUAUGCGCCAGAUCAAGGCUGUGGCGCGUGAUGUCAUGGAUCUCGGACUACGUCCCACACUUGAUCAAAUCGACCUUACGGCUGUCUUGGACAAUGGUCGAUUCUGGAUGUAG